AUGACUGUUUCCGCUGGCUGGAAUAUUAAUCACUCGUUGAUAGAAGAUGUUCUCGAAGAAGUUCCGAGAGAUUCAAAAGAGUUAGAGAGACAAUUGUGUAACGUGGAUAUUAGGAAAUAUGGAUCUCCAGGCCUUUCUGAUAUAAAUAAAGAAUCAUCAUUCCUUCUCGGUCCGAUUGUCCUUCAAAUUUCGCGACAUAGAAACGUAUCCCAUCCUCAGAUAGGAGAUAACUAUCACGGAGGAAUCACUCGAAUAUUUUUCACUGAUGGACAUGGGAGCAUAUCCGCACUCAUGUUUGAUGAAAUCAAAGGAUUGAACUCUAACACGCCUCCUGGGACCAAAGUACUUUUAAUGGGAAAAAUACCUAUUGAAGGAGGAUUUCUAAUACUUUCACGAAGUCAGGUCACCGUACUUGGAGGGAAAGUAGAAGCAUUGAUUGAAAAAUGGGUCCUUGAAAAGAACGCUAUUCAAGGAGUUAGUAGAAAAGGACCAAUUUCAGCACCUGUAUGGGUAUCGUUCGGAAGUAAAAAAAACAACAAAGAGCAAAAUACUCGAAACUUCAAAGCUAAUGACUUCAUUAAUAACACAACAAAAAAAGAGCAACAGGAGGAUGACACCUUUUUGAAACAACGCAAAGAAAAUAUUGAGUUGGCUUCCGAAGACACGGCGAAAAAAGUGUUUGCUGCUCCCAAGAUAGCUUUACCGCCAGUACCUGUUCCUUCAACCGAUAAUAAUAGACGAGAAAAACCCCCCAAAGUGAGACAAGAAAAACCGAGAGGAGGCCGCAGGAGGAGAAAUAGUGAAGAUGCCGAUGUUCCUGCUGAGUUUACUAGACCUUCUGCACCUUCUACUUUAUUUGACUUCAUGACCAGUGGAGGAAUCCUUCCUGCUUCAAGUGCCCCUCCGACAAGUUUACCAAAAGAAAAGUCAACACCUCGCGACAACAACAGAAAGCCGAGGGGAGGUGGAGCUGGUGGUAGAUCUAACAAUCCUCCUCGAAACAAUCGUGAUAAUGAGCAUAGACGGUACAACGAUCACACUGGACGUUCGAACAUUCAAUCCAGCACUGCCUACAAUCACAACUACAAUGACUUACGACAUGAUAGAAACCCUGUUCAUCAAGGACCUAGUAGGCCACCGAAAGCUCCAAAUCCAACUUAUCAGAGGGAGAUGAAACAACCGCCUAGGCAUUUCGAACAGAGUGGAUUCCCUGGGUUAGAGGAGGAUAUGGUUCACAAAAUGUCCAACAUGCAUAUAGGGCCCCCAGUAACCUUUAGAAGAAGUAAGCCUUUCCAUGACAAGCAGAACAAAAGACCUGGAUACUCCAAGGGUAUGCCGGUUUGGAAAGUGGGUCAACAGUGCAAGGCGCCUUGGACGGAUGGAGGAUACUAUCCCGCAACAAUCGUCAGUCUGGGUCCUGCGGACAUGUGCACAGUUCGUUAUGACGAAUACGGGAACGUCAGUACAGUUCCUCAAGCUGUGCUCUUAUUCUAG
This is a messenger RNA of Auanema sp. JU1783, 1494 nucleotides long. NCBI's taxonomy places the organism in Eukaryota, Metazoa, Nematoda, Chromadorea, Rhabditida, Rhabditidae. The record is from the annotation of a GenBank genome assembly.